Messenger RNA from Colletotrichum spaethianum, 294 nucleotides. RefSeq lists its product as uncharacterized. Bases 1 to 294 code for a protein of 97 amino acids. NCBI's taxonomy places the organism in Eukaryota, Fungi, Ascomycota, Sordariomycetes, Glomerellales, Glomerellaceae. The record is from RefSeq and is a predicted model, not a curated record. The transcript has 2 exons.
AUGAAACCAACAACACCCGAACAAAUCGCCGAUAUUGAGCAAGCUUACCGCAUAAACGUCAUCCUGUUCCUCGAAGAUGUUGACCCCAGCCUUUCGCCCAACUACCAGUUCGGCAGCAUGAAAGGCGGUCCUAAUGGCGAGCCUCGAGGUCGUCCGCGGUCCGGAAAGGAGCACAUGGGCUUCGUCCUUCAUGACAUCGAAGGCUGGACUACUGUCCUGCGCCGGUUUGAGGCCAGGGCCAAGGUGCAGCUCUUUCAUCCUACCAGGGUCAAGCUCGAGUAUGCAGAAGGGUAG